Catharus ustulatus (Swainson's thrush) is the source of this 1290-nucleotide messenger RNA. RefSeq names its product triosephosphate isomerase 1 (gene TPI1). The record is from RefSeq and is a predicted model, not a curated record. Gene Ontology annotation, molecular function: triose-phosphate isomerase activity. Gene Ontology annotation, cellular component: cytosol. Lineage: Eukaryota; Metazoa; Chordata; Aves; Passeriformes; Turdidae. The coding region runs from base 98 to 844 and encodes 248 amino acids. The transcript has 7 exons. Gene Ontology annotation, biological process: glyceraldehyde-3-phosphate biosynthetic process; glycolytic process; glycerol catabolic process.
CUGCCGGGCUAUAAAAGGGGCGCCCGUUGCCGCGCGCGCUGUCGCCGCUGACCUUCGCGAAUCCUCCGCUGCGGUUCUACUCCCGCUCCUUCCCGCCAUGGCGCCCAGGAAGUUCUUCGUGGGGGGCAACUGGAAGAUGAACGGCGACAAGAAGAGCCUGGGCGAGCUCAUCCACACGCUGAAUAGCGCCAAGCUCUCCGCCGACACCGAGGUGGUUUGUGGAGCCCCCGCCAUCUACCUUGACUUUGCCCGUCAGAAGCUCGAUGCAAAGAUUGGAGUGGCAGCGCAGAACUGUUACAAGGUACCAAAGGGAGCUUUCACAGGAGAGAUCAGCCCAGCAAUGAUCAAGGAUAUUGGAGCUGCAUGGGUCAUCCUAGGCCACUCGGAGCGAAGGCAUGUUUUUGGCGAGUCUGAUGAGUUGAUUGGGCAGAAGGUGGCUCACGCUCUGGCUGAGGGCCUUGGAGUCAUUGCCUGUAUUGGAGAGAAGCUGGAUGAGAGAGAAGCUGGUAUAACUGAGAAGGUGGUUUUUGAACAGACCAAGGCUAUUGCUGAUAAUGUGAAGGACUGGAGUAAAGUGGUUCUUGCCUAUGAGCCAGUUUGGGCUAUUGGAACUGGUAAAACUGCAACUCCCCAACAGGCUCAGGAAGUUCAUGAGAAGCUGCGGGGGUGGCUGAAAAGCCACGUGUCUGAUGCUGUUGCUCAGUCAACUAGGAUUAUCUAUGGAGGUUCUGUCACUGGCAGCAACUGUAAGGAGCUGGCCUCUCAGCAUGAUGUGGAUGGCUUUCUUGUUGGUGGAGCUUCUCUCAAGCCAGAGUUUGUGGAUAUUAUCAAUGCCAAACACUGAAGCACCCCAUGAGGAGCUGUCCCUUGUGGUUAAGAAAUGGAAGCAAGAAGGGACCUUUAUUGCACAUGUCUCAGUACGGAGGCCUUCCUCGAGGCUUUCCCCCUUCACAGUCAUUGUUCUAGAUGUUCUGCUAACCACCCUCACCAUGCUGGAGUCCUCUUAGCAUAGGAGUCUGUCUCAGCAGAGUCUUGACAGUCUCCUCUGAGCUGAAUCUUCAGUUCCUGUUGACUUGUUCAGAGCCCACAGCCCACCUGGCCAAUAUCUCUCCCUUGUCCUGCAGCCCUGCAGGGAGAGGGGGCCACUGGUGCUGCGAGAGGGAGAAAGGAAACAGUCUCUUGCACCCUUCAGCUCCAUCAGCAAGGAACCUGUCAGCUUUGACCCUUGUGAGAUGUCUUACCUCAUCUGUGUCCCGUACUGAACAAUAAAUGAAAAACAGAAAAAGCAAA